GCUCUACACUUCAAAAAUGGCGAACCGCACGGUGAAAGACGCGAAGUCUAUUCGCGGUACAAAUCCACAAUAUUUAGUGGAAAAAAUAAUCAGAUCACGAAUAUACGAUUCGAAAUAUUGGAAAGAAGAAUGUUUCGCGUUAACCGCCGAACUUUUAGUCGACAAAGCGAUGGAGUUAAAGUAUAUCGGGGGAGUGUUUGGCGGCAAUGUAAAGCCAACGCCGUUCCUCUGUUUGAUUCUGAAAAUGCUUCAAAUUCAACCAGAAAAAGAUAUCAUCGUAGAAUUCAUCAAAAACGAAGAAUUUAAGUACGUACGUGCCCUAGGGGCUCUGUAUAUGCGACUAACUGGCACAUCUGUCGAUUGCUACAAAUAUUUGGAACCUUUAUUCAACGACAAUAGAAAAUUAAGACGACAGAAUAAGCAGGGUCAAUAUGAAUUGAUCCAUAUGGAUGAAUUUAUUGAUGAGCUACUCAGAGAGGAAAGAUCGUGCGAUGUUAUUUUACCCAGAAUACAGAAGCGCCAUGUUCUGGAAGAAAAUAAUGAAAUAGAGGGAAAAAUAUCUGCACUUGAGGAUGACAUGGACGAGGGGAUUGAGUCUUCAGAUGACGAAGAUGUGCCGGUAGUAAAAGAAGAAGUUCGUAAGCGUACAGAAGACUUUGAGAGAGAACGUCACAGGGACCGAGAAAAGAGACAUGCCCGACCUGAGAAAAAAGCAGAAAGGGAAAAACGGCGGUCCAGAAGUAGGGAGCGGGAAAGAGACAGGAGGGAACGUAAACGAAGCAAAUCUCCUAAACUGUAUUCUUCAUCUUCGUCACACAAAGACAAAGACCGUGAUAAGGAUAGGCACAGAAGGGACGACAGGGAGAAAGAAAGAGACCGAGAUCGUCGAAGAGAACGAGAGCGACCUAGGCACUGACGUACCUGACUGUGAGAGAAAACGAAUUUGUCAUGAAAAAUUAAUACCAAAUUGUCAUUUCUGUAAGUUACUUCAAAUUUGUAUGACUAACGAGAUAAACUUGUACACCUUGAUUAUAAAAAAAAUUCUGUAUCAUAACAAUA
Molecule: messenger RNA, 1059 nt
Organism: Diprion similis
Lineage: Eukaryota; Metazoa; Arthropoda; Insecta; Hymenoptera; Diprionidae
Gene: Prp38
Product: pre-mRNA-splicing factor 38
Exons: 3
Coding region: 17-916 (299 amino acids)
Cellular component (GO): precatalytic spliceosome
Source: RefSeq, a predicted model, not a curated record